Messenger RNA from Psilocybe cubensis, 1521 nucleotides. RefSeq lists its product as uncharacterized. The coding region runs from base 1 to 1521 and encodes 506 amino acids. Gene Ontology annotation, molecular function: tetrahydrofolylpolyglutamate synthase activity; ATP binding. The record is from RefSeq and is a predicted model, not a curated record. Gene Ontology annotation, biological process: tetrahydrofolylpolyglutamate biosynthetic process. Gene Ontology annotation, cellular component: mitochondrion; cytoplasm; cytosol. NCBI's taxonomy places the organism in Eukaryota, Fungi, Basidiomycota, Agaricomycetes, Agaricales, Agrocybaceae. The transcript is spliced from 9 exons.
AUGGCAACAAAAACAUACCGAGAUGCCGUAGACCAGUUAAAUACUCUUCAAUCUAAUGCUGCCACCCUCGAAGCUGUUCGUGCAUCUGGCGGUCGUUCAAGUGCAUUUGCUAUCCCAGAAAUGCUUGAAUAUCUUGGAAGGAUAGGAUACUCCCCUCAACAACUCAACGCCUUGAACGUCAUUCAUAUCACAGGGACGAAGGGAAAGGGGUCAACUAGCGCAUUUACAGACUCCAUUCUCAGAUGCGCUAAGCCGGGGUGGAAAAUAGGUUUAUACACUUCACCCCAUCUGGUAGCUGUUCGAGAAAGAAUACGAAUCAACGGCGCUCCUUUGUCUGAAGCCGAAUUCACUCAAUACUUCUUUGAAGUCUGGGAUCGACUUGUAGCCAACAAUACUAGACAAGUUCCAACUACGCCUGAAAUGCCUGGAUAUUUUAGGUUCAUGACUCUCAUGGCAUUCCAUGUUUUUAUGGAACACAAAGUUGAUGCCACUGUUUUGGAGGUUGGCGUUGGAGGCACCUAUGAUAGUACUAACAUCGUCCCCACUCCUGUGGUCACUGGCAUUACUGCUCUGGGAAUAGAUCACGUAAAUGUACUUGGAAGGACUCUGACCGAAAUUGCAUGGCAGAAGGGCGGAAUUUUCAAGAAAGGUGUCCCGGCAUUUACUGUUAAACAACCCGAAGAGGGGAGAAUAAUGCUUGAAUCUCGCGCAAAGGAGCUAAAGGCCAAAAGUAUGACUAUUGUAUCCGCAACCCCGGAACUAUCUGCUUUGAAGUUAGGACUUGCUGGAAUCCAUCAAGUUGAAAAUGCUAGUCUGGCGGUCGCUCUUGCAAAAAGUUUCCUGGAAGCACAAACAGGAGACUGUUUUGAUGACCAAAGCCUUCCGGAAUCCUUCAAGGCAGGUUUGGUUCAAACCAAAUGGCCUGGACGUUGCCAAACUGUGCCAGAUCCAAAACGUUCCCAAGUGACCUGGUACCUCGAUGGCGCUCAUACCGUCGAAAGCUUACAAUGUUGCAUGCAGUGGUUUGUUAAUCCCGGUGUAGGCUUAGCUCCGGACCCUGAAACUACACCCAAAUCCCCGAGAUUCCUCAUUUUCAAUUGCACAAGUGGCCGGUCGGGCGAAUCGUUCCUUAGUUCAAUGAAAGAAACGAGUGAAACACAAUUGGCAUCAUUUCGGAGAGACUCCGAAGACAUUGCCACCUUUUUUGAUCAUGUCAUUUUUUGUGCGAACGUCACAUAUGCUGAUGGCCAUUUUAAAGGAGACCUUACGUCGAAAGCGAUAUCCGACUCUGAACUUGCCGAAUUGAAAACUCAACAGGCAUUGGCAUCAGCAUGGUCAAAACUUAUUCCUUCUUUCCCUUCAGGUCACAUACAUGUCUUACCUUCAAUCGAGAAUGCCGUCAAAGUAGUCGAGGAGGCUCAAACCAAAUUUGGGAUGCCCGUAAAAAUUUUGGUGACAGGAAGUUUACAUUUAGUGGGAGGAGUAGUAGAGGUUGCUGGCCUCUCCGAAGUAGCGCUAUGA